CAGAGCUCACAACCACAGACGCCAACGGAGACGCCAACGGAGACGCCAACGAGAAAACUCCAAACAUGAAGACCACUCUGCUCCUCUGUCUGGCCUUAACCAUCGCCCUGUCCAUCACCACAGUGGCUGGUUUGUCGUGCCUGACGUGUACAGAUCCGAAGCGACCCAAGCUGCACCAACACGAUUCAGCUCACCUGCACCAGCGGAGAGACGUACUGUAUGUCUGCCACCAUCGUCACCACCGUCACCAGCGGCAGCAGCAGCACCACGACCACAAUGAAGUUCAGAGGUUGUGCGAUGUCCAGCCUGUGUCCGGCCGUCAAUCAGGAAUUUUCUAUGGACACGGGAUCCACCAGCGUUUUGGCCGGAGCCGUCUGCUGCACCACCGACGGCUGCAACUCUGGCGACGCAACCGCUCCGUCCGCCCCGGCUGAUGGGUCAAAACGGUGCUACGGCUGUGACCCUGUGACCGGAGUCUGCGCCCCUGGAACCAUCUGCAACACCAUGGAGACCAACUGCUUCAGCUCCUCAGUGCUGCCAAACGGUGGGUCCUCGGCGAUCCUGGUUUACGGUUGUGCUUCGGAGUCCCUUUGCAUCAACAAUGCAGUAUCUCUGAACACGUCGUCGCUGCUCACCGGCUUAGGCACCGUCCAGGGCACCCCCACCUGCUGCACCACCGACAACUGCAACGUCCCCCCCACCACCACAACUACAACCACCACCACCGCUGCCGGGGCAACCACUGCAGGCGCCUCCUCCGUCGCGUCUCUUCUUCUUCUGCAGAUCUUCGCUCUGGUUCUUGUGUUUCUCUGCUAA
This is a messenger RNA of Boleophthalmus pectinirostris (great blue-spotted mudskipper), 816 nucleotides long. RefSeq names its product phospholipase A2 inhibitor and Ly6/PLAUR domain-containing protein-like. NCBI's taxonomy places the organism in Eukaryota, Metazoa, Chordata, Actinopteri, Gobiiformes, Gobiidae. The record is from RefSeq and is a predicted model, not a curated record. The coding region runs from base 220 to 816 and encodes 198 amino acids. The transcript is spliced from 7 exons.